Polistes dominula (European paper wasp) is the source of this 1597-nucleotide messenger RNA. RefSeq names its product Telomerase Cajal body protein 1 homolog (gene WDR79). Lineage: Eukaryota; Metazoa; Arthropoda; Insecta; Hymenoptera; Vespidae. Gene Ontology annotation, cellular component: Cajal body. Gene Ontology annotation, biological process: Cajal body organization. The record is from RefSeq and is a predicted model, not a curated record. Gene Ontology annotation, molecular function: RNA binding; protein binding.
GAUUUAAAUUACUGUGGAUUUAUUCUAAUGUAUUAUUUAAAAGAUAUUUAUUAUGGAAUGUGAAAGUGUUAAUACAACUGAAUUAACAUCUUUAAUUAAGGAUGGAAAUACAUUACUUAUGGAUAUUGAACAUGUAAAUCCUACAUUUAAAAACAUUUCCAUAAGUUCUACUAUUGCUAUAAAAGAGACUGAAAAUAAACAAAAACAAAGUUCCAAUAAUGAAACAAAUGUGGAAACAAUACGAAAGUCUUACAUACCAGACAAUACAAAUCAGAUAUCUAUUGAUCAUGGACCAUAUAUAGAAUCAGGCAUACCUUUAGAACUAGAUAUGGAAAAAAUAGAACCUAAUUUAUGUGAGAAAAUUGAAGUAGAAAGUAUAGAUUUAACUUCUAAGAAUACAACAGAUGAUUCUUUUUGUAGUUGCAAUUGGAUUGUUUCACCAAAGUUGAUAUGCAUUGCUACUAAAGAAUAUCAACCAACUACAUCCUGCGAGAAUUUUACAAAAGGCUGCCAAUGGUCUCCGGAUGAUACAUGUUUAUUAGUACCAUCAGAAGAUUUUAGAAUACGUUUAUACGAACUUCCAACAAUAUUUUAUUCUAAUAAAAUACCAGUGGACUUUACAACAUGUGAUCUUAAAGCUGCUGUAGUUGUUAAGGAAGGAGGACUUAUAUAUGAUACUUGCUGGUACCCUUUCAUGAAUUCAUGGAAUCCUGCAACAUGUUGUUUUCUUAGUACUAGUAAAGACAGUCCGAUACAUUUAUGGGAUGCGUUUACAGGAGAAUUACGAGCUACUUACAGAGCUUAUAACGAUGUCGACGAAGUAGCAGCUGCCAUUAGUGUUCAAUUUAUUGAUUAUGGUAAACAAAUUUUUAGCGGUUUUAAAAAUGCAUUACAUAUUUUUGAUACUAAUUAUCCUGGACGGCAAAUUGAGACCAUUAAUUUAAAGAAAGAUUUUCCAAAUAUCAGCGGAUUGGUAUCUUGUAUUCGUGAAAAUCCGUUAAUGCCAGGCUUGGUGGCAUUUGGUACAUAUUCUAAAAGUAUUGGACUUUACAAAGAUACACCAAUCUGUAUUUUUAAAACAGCAAGUGGUGUGACGCAAAUUGAAUUUAGUCCGUGUGGAACUAAGUUGUAUUCAGCUGUUAGACGUUCCAAUGAAUUUUUAUGUUGGGAUCUUCGUAAUCCUGGUACUGUACUUUAUUCUUUCCAAAAACGGCAAGCAGAUACAAAUCAGAGAAUACAAUUUGAUAUCACAAGUCAUGGUCGCCAUCUAAUAUCAGGAGGUGUAGACGGAAAAAUUAAUAUUUGGGAAUUAUUAGAAGGUAAAAAUGAUAAUGAAAUUGAGAAUCCAAAAUAUGAAUUURAAAUAUCRAAUGAUAGCGUGAAUGGUGWGAAUGUACAUAAAAGUUUUCCGAUUGUUGCAACAAGUUCAGGACAAAGAAUUURUGAUAUUGAAGGGGUWAAUAGAGAUAACAGCGUAAGAUUAUGGUGGUUCAAUUAAUUCAUUACACCAAAUACAAAUGCCUUUAAUUUAUAGAUUCAAUAGCAAUAUACUUAAUGAUAAAUUUGUACAUUAUAUAUUAUUUUUAUACAUUAUUAU